AUGGUGUGCAAGUACUUUGCUGCUGCUGCUGCGCUUUCCAGUAGAUCAGCAGCAGCAGCAGCAGCAGCAGCAGCAGGAAGGCCUGCCGCCGCAGCAGCGACCGCAGCAGCACCCCACAGAUUUCCUCUGCAGCAGCAGCAGCAGCAGCUGUUGCUGCUGCUGAAGCAGCAGCAGCAGCAACAGCUGCAACGCAGCAAUCUCCGAGCAACUGCCUCCCGCUGCUUCUCAACUACUUCUGAGGGGGCAGCAGCAAAGCAGCAGCAGGUCAAGGAUAAUAAUGCUGCAGCGGAUCCCCCUUCACCCAACAGCAACAACAGCAGCAGCAGCAGCACGAACAGCAGCAGCAGCAAGUUUGAGGGUUUAUGGAGGCCCCUGCUGCUAACAGCAGGCGCACUCGGCGUUGGGGGUAUCUCUUGGGCCCUACUAAAAGGAGACAGUCCCCUCAGGCUUCCCUCAUCUGCUGCGCGCAGCAGCAGCAACAGCAGCAGCAGCAGCAGCAGCAGCGGGGUAGAGGAGGAGGGCCCCUUGUCUGGGUGGCAGCGCAUGCAAGAUAAGUUUUUUGAUUGUACAGAUAAUUUUGUUGUUCUCUUUCUAAACUCUUCACAGGAGAUAGAGCCCCAGGGGCCCCUCAUCAAUAACCUUAAAGGCCGACUUGCUGCUGCAGUGCAGCAGCAAAUGCUGCCUGCAGAUCUCUCUCUCUUCUAUGCAUUCAGGAACGGGGAGAAUGAAGAGGGGCCCCCGCUUACUGGGGGCCCCGCGUUGAUGCUUUAUAAGGGUCAGAGGAAGAAGAGACUGUCUCUAGACCCGCAGCAACCAGACGUAUUUGAGAGCAGCAGCAACAGCAGCAGCAGCAGUAGCAGCAGCAGUAGCAGCAGCAGUAGCAGCAGCAGCAGCAACGACAGCGAAGCGGCAACUCUUGACGUGCUGCUGGAGACCCAUGUUAUGCCCGAGCUGCAUGCGUUCUUCCAGCCUCAAAGUGAGGAGCAGCAGCCGCAGCAGCAGCAACAGCAGCAGCAACAGGAGGAGCAGCAGCAGCAGCAUCACAUAGAAGAACUAAACAAAUUGCUGGCAGCAAAGGGUCUCCCCACAGUGGUUACUGGUGCGCGCCACACCGACAUUUGUGUUCUAUACAAAGUAAGCAGCAGCAGCAGCAGCAGCAGCAGCAGCAGCAGCAGCAGCAGCAACAGCAGCAGCAGUAGUAGUAGUAGUAGUAGUAGUAGUAGUAGCAGCAGCAGCAGCGGAAAGGGCAGCAGCAGACAGACUAACACCAGAAAGAACAGCAGCAGCAGAAGUAGCAACAGCAGCAGCAGCAGCACCAGAUAUGCCAGCAGCAGCGGGAGAAGCAGCAGAACGAGCAGCAGCAGAGAGAGCAGCAGCAGAAAGAACAGCCGCAGCAGAAGUAGCAGCCACAGAAGCAACACAACAACAGCAAGACGAAGAGUAGAAGCGGAUGGCUCUGAACGAUGGGAGGAGUUCAGGCCGAAGGAUGUCGCAGCCAAAAUGAUAAAGGAGCUGUCGCUGUCUGAAGACUUGAAGCAGCAGCUAGAAGACCUUGCGGGGCAGCUGCAGGAUCGCUUUCGGUGGUUUGGCCUCCUCUCUAUCUGGUUGGUAGAGCUUCAGAAGCUGCAGGACAUGCUGCUCAAGCAGCAGCUGGAGACGAUCCCAGAGGAGACGAUCGUAGAGGAGAUGAUCCCAGGGGAGACGAUCCCAGGGGAGACGAUCCCAGAGGAGACGAUCCCAGAGGAGACGAUCCCAAGGGAGACGAUCCCACAGGAGACGACCCCACAGGAGACAACCCCACAGGAGGUGGUUGUAGAUGAAGCAAAAGCAAAGAAGGCAGCGGAAGACCGCCAGUUCGAGGAGUUAGUAACCCUUCUUAUGGAAGAGGAUAUGCAGCGCACAGACAAUUUGGAGGAGAGCUUAGAACACCUCAAGAAUGAAGCAAACGGAGUUAAGGCAGACUGCAUUGCUCUCGCUAUUAUGAUGGGAGAGGAUUUGCUAAGGCGUGAAGUGGAGACGAUGGGCCGAGCCCUCCUCGCUGCAGAGGAGGAGGCAGCUAGGGCAACCAGCUAA
Molecule: messenger RNA, 2073 nt
Organism: Eimeria acervulina
Lineage: Eukaryota; Apicomplexa; Conoidasida; Eucoccidiorida; Eimeriidae
Exons: 8
Coding region: 1-2073 (690 amino acids)
Source: RefSeq, a predicted model, not a curated record